AACUAAAUUGUCCAGUAUUCCGCGCGCACAUACGUUCACACAACCGGUCAAGUUGUUUUUUUUUCGGUAGAUCGUUGUUGCUCGUGGUUUUUGAAUUCUCUCAACAAUGUUGUGCACUCGUCAUAUUGGAUUAUUCGUAAUUAUUAUAGCUACACAAGCUACACACUUGUGGGCGUUCUUUAGAACAGUCCAGAUAUAUAAUCACAAUUCAACAGUAGAACAUAUCUUGAGAAAAAAUAUUUUUAAGAACUAUGACAAGAUAGUGAAACCUUACGCCCCCCAGGAUAAAAACUCCUUAGAAGUAAACAUGAAAAUGUUGGUAAAAAGUGCAGAGUUGAAUUAUGAAAAAUCUCAAAUGAUACUCAGCACAUGGUUCAUAGCGAACUGGAUCGACGAUAGGUUGACUUGGAAUCCAAGCGAAUACGAACACCUGAAUUCCAUAAUAGUCGACCACCGUGAGAUCUGGCACCCGGACAUCAUGGCGUUCAACAACGUCGACGCCAACAUGGAAGACGAUCGGACGCACGUCAACAGCGUGUUGAACAGAAGCGGUGGGGUGAUAUGGGUUGAACCGGUGCAGUACAUUAUACAUUGCAAGACGGACACAACGAACUGGCCUCACGACACGCAGACCGGAGUCUUGAAACUCGGGUCGUGGUUGUACUUGGGCAGAGACCUGAACCUGACCAUCGACGAAGGAGAAGAAGUAGAAAUGGCUAGCUCGCACUCGGAAUGGGACAUCACUAACGUUUCCAAGGAGAGAAACAUCAGGUACUAUGACUGCUGUCCCGACGAACAGUAUAUCGACAUCGAAUACAAUAUUACCAUCAGGCGGAAGGUCCAUCCCUAUAAGUCAGUCCUCUAUAUCCCAGCUCUAUGCAGUAUUUCGUUUAAUUUACUAACAUUUUGGCUCCCGUACUCCGACAAUCAAAGUAAAUUGUUUGUGAACCUGUUCAACGCACUAUUCGUCACUAUGGCCAUUAUGGUCGUGUACACAAAAGUACCGAUUGUCACUUCCACUGUUCCGCUGAUUGUCGUUUACUACACUUACAGUUUGGGACUGAUCGCCACGACCGCGGUGCUGUCCAUGGCUGUAAAAGGCAUGUCCGUGGUGAGCAAACCACUACCACACGGGGUUACUUGGUUCCUACAUUCCGGUUACCUGGUGUACUUGGGCAUCGAGAUAAACGGUUCGGCGGCCGAUUGUCACAUGCUCUGCGAAUCCGAAGAGAUGAUCGCGCAGACCGCCGAUUUGAAUGAGCGACACAAACUCGCCAAGGUAAUCGACAGGAUAUGUUUCGUGGUGUUCGCAUUCAUCUAUUUGAUUCUUCUGUUGAGGCUAAUGCCGUAAACAGACGCUGUCUCGCUGUAUACUAUACCUUAAAUGCAUCCUGUCCAAUAAAGGCACGUCCUUGCGCCUUAUCGAUCAUACUUAUAUUAUUAACGAUUUAUUUGCAAAACAACUUAUACCUACCUACCAUACACUAUGGACGAAUAGUGUCGUUGGACGGCACUGACCAGAAGAUCAAAAUUAUACCAGGUGAAAUCAUUGAUGAGUGAAGUCUAAAAAACAGAAAAAUGGAUUUUGUUUUUUACAUAUUAAUAAUUAAUAUAAAAAAUAUGACCUACUUAUGUAUAUAAAUAAUAUAAUAAAGUAAUAAUGUUCAAAUUC
Metopolophium dirhodum (rose-grain aphid) is the source of this 1672-nucleotide messenger RNA. RefSeq names its product acetylcholine receptor subunit alpha-like 1. Gene Ontology annotation, cellular component: synapse; neuron projection; membrane. Bases 107 to 1351 code for a protein of 414 amino acids. Gene Ontology annotation, molecular function: neurotransmitter receptor activity; transmembrane signaling receptor activity; extracellular ligand-gated monoatomic ion channel activity. The record is from RefSeq and is a predicted model, not a curated record. Gene Ontology annotation, biological process: signal transduction; monoatomic ion transmembrane transport; nervous system process. NCBI's taxonomy places the organism in Eukaryota, Metazoa, Arthropoda, Insecta, Hemiptera, Aphididae. The transcript is spliced from 9 exons.